This is a messenger RNA of Rotaria socialis, 867 nucleotides long. The record is from the annotation of a GenBank genome assembly. NCBI's taxonomy places the organism in Eukaryota, Metazoa, Rotifera, Eurotatoria, Philodinida, Philodinidae.
AUGAAGACGACUAUUGGAAUAUUAUUUGUAUGCAUCAGCGCAACGUGUGGAUUUCUGUUCGCAGCUGGCUCUGGACCUGAAUGGAAUACUCUAGGUACUACUUGGGGUCCAAAUCCAUUGAAUCGUCAAUAUUUUGCUAAACAACCACUAACAAUUGACGAAGCCCGAAACAGUGGUUUCGAACAGAUUUCAACUGGAUGUGAAGGCAAAUUUCUUGGGCAACGUUUUAUUCAAGGAAAAGAUAUCGGUUUAAUUUUAAUCUAUGAUAGCAAAGGUUUCAUUGCUGGUACGCAAAUGGCUGUUCCCGUUUCUUUGAUCACCACUGAUUACUAUAAAUAUACAGAACAGAAAAUGUUCAACCGGGAUACGGUUGCCGGUAUUGAUGCUUACAUCUUAACAGCAUAUUUUGUUGAUCCCAAAACAAUCUGUGCGUCAGGCGACAGUAGCAACCAACGAGUAAAAGGUUCAGUAGGCACAGGACUUUGGUUACAAGAUGGCGCCGAUCCAAUUCGUGAUUCCGUUGCUAUACCAAUGAGUCAAAAAGAUGCGACCACAACAAAAUGGGUUCAAGGUGCAUGUUUUCCAUCGAUGGGUGUACAUUUUUGGUAUGACAAUCGACUUGAUUCUGAUUGUACGAGAUACUUUCCUGCUUUCCUUCUGUACAAUAAAGAGAAAUUGACAGGAUUUGGUUGGGCUAUAUUUGGUAAAUACGAAUUUACAAAACGAACUGAAUUUCCACCUUUAGCAGCCAUUAGCUCAUUUUUAAAACCUGUUCCAACAUGUAUGCCCGACAAAUAUGCAGAAGUUGGUGGUUUCACAACCAUGCAUAUGUAUUUUAAUACAGCAGCAUGGAAUUUACUGUGUUAA